Suricata suricatta (meerkat) is the source of this 2549-nucleotide messenger RNA. RefSeq names its product adenosine kinase (gene ADK). Gene Ontology annotation, biological process: purine ribonucleoside salvage. Gene Ontology annotation, cellular component: cytosol; nucleus. The record is from RefSeq and is a predicted model, not a curated record. Lineage: Eukaryota; Metazoa; Chordata; Mammalia; Carnivora; Herpestidae. The transcript has 11 exons. Bases 6 to 1094 code for a protein of 362 amino acids. Gene Ontology annotation, molecular function: adenosine kinase activity.
UGAAGAUGGCUGCGACCGAGGAGGAGCCGAAGCCCAAAAAGCUGAAGGUGGAGGCGCCACGAGCGCUGAGUGAAAAUAUUCUCUUUGGAAUGGGAAAUCCUCUUCUUGACAUCACUGCUACAGUGGAUAAGGAUUUCCUUGAUAAGUAUUCUCUUAAACCAAAUGACCAAAUCUUGGCUGAAGACAAGCACAAGGAAUUGUUUGAUGAACUUGUAAAAAAAUUCAAAGUUGAAUAUCAUGCUGGUGGCUCUACACAGAAUUCUAUUAAAGUGGCACAGUGGAUGAUUCAGCAGCCACACAAAGCAGCAACAUUUUUUGGAUGCAUUGGGAUAGAUAGAUUUGGAGAGAUCUUGAAGAAGAAAGCUGCAGAAGCCCAUAUAGAUGCUUAUUACUAUGAGCAAAAUGAGCAAACAACGGGAACUUGUGCUGUGUGCAUCACUGGUGACAACAGGUCCCUUGUAGCUAAUCUUGCUGCUGCCAAUUGUUACAAAAAGGAAAAACAUCUUGAUAUGGAGAAAAACUGGACAUUGGUGGAAAAAGCAAGAGUUUUUUAUAUAGCAGGCUUUUUUCUUACAGUUUCCCCAGAGUCGGUAUUAAAAGUGGCUAACCACGCUUCUGAAAACAACAGAAUUUUUACUUUGAAUCUGUCUGCACCAUUUAUUAGUCAGUUCUACAAGGAAUCACUGAUGAAAGUUAUGCCUUACGUUGACAUACUUUUUGGAAAUGAGAUGGAAGCUGCCACUUUUGCUAGAGAGCAAGGCUUUGAGACUGAAGACAUUAAAGAGAUAGCCAAAAAGGCACAAGCUCUGCCAAAGGUGAACCCAAAGAGGCAGCGAAUCGUGAUUUUCACCCAAGGGAGAGAUGACACUAUAAUGGCUACAGAAGGUGAAGUCACCGCUUUUCCUGUCUUGGAUCAAAACCAGGAAGAAAUUGUUGAUACCAAUGGAGCUGGAGAUGCAUUUGUUGGAGGUUUUCUGUCUCAGCUGGUCUCUGACAAGCCCCUGACUGAAUGCAUCCGUGCUGGUCACUAUGCAGCAAGCGUCAUAAUUAGGCGGACCGGCUGCACUUUUCCUGAGAAGCCAGAUUUCCACUGAUAGAAGAGCAGGAAAUCCAAGUCCAGAGGAACAGAUACUGCCCUGAUUGCUUCCUGAGAAUUCCCAUAUUAAUAAAGAAGAAGAUUAUCUGCCAUCUUUUCCUACUAUAAUAAUAUUCAUUCUUAAUUUAGAGGGUACAGUAAUGCUCAGUAGAAUCUUUAUUCUCUCAAUAACCUAAAAAGAUAAUGUCUAUUUCCAUAGUUUGAUAGUGCCACGUAAGUGUUGAUUAAACAGGAAUAUAACAUUUCAAUGGAAAUUUUUAUUUCAUCUUCAAUUACUUUGUAAAUUCAUGUGUAUUUAGCAAAUUGAUCAGUUUUUUUACAUUUCUGCUUUGAAUGCAGAUGCUAUUUAAUAUAAUAGAUUUUUAAACAGGAAUUAAUUCUAACACAUAAAUCUUCAGCUUUUUAUACAAGUAUAUUUAAUUUAGGAGUAUGUGUAUGUAUAUAUGUACGUGUAUGUCUAUACAUACAUAUAUGUGUACCAUAUAUAUGAAUGAUAAAUGAUCAAAUAAGUUACAAAAGUAUUUAUCUUGCCAAGUUAUGCCAAAUAAUCUCUUUAGUGCACAAACAUGUAAUAAACUUUGGAUAAUUAAAUAAGUUGCCAAAUUAUAUUAUAUUACAAUAUUCAAAGUAUAAUCUUAUACUUACCUGUGGUACUCCGUAACUUGAUAAGAGUAAAAACUUGUCAUAUAGGAAUUUUCUUCUGUCUUUGCCCUAUGUUCAACAAAAUAAGGAGGUUAAGUUCAUUAUUUAAUACUGGGCCCUGAAAUGGUAUCUACUUCAUUGAUGGGGAUAGAAAGAAAAACAACAUAACACAUUGAAAAGUAAGUUAGUAUUUGAGAUCAAUAAGUGAUUGUUUUAAGGAAGACAAAAUGGCAUAAUAGAACCUCUGGAGUCAAAUUUAAUUACCUUCAUAUAACUUUGGGCAAAUUACUCAGCCUCUUUUUCCUUCAUUUUCCUUUCCAUAAAAUGGGAUAAUAACUCCAUAUACAAGAUCACUGAGAUGAUUUGAAAGAAAAUACCAAGUAUAAAAUGCUUGCUUGCUACAUGCCUAGUAAGUGCUUAAUGGGUACCUGCUAUUUUUAUCAUUAUGAUUAUUAUUGUUGAAGAAAAAAAGGUAAUAUUGUUAAAACUGAAUUCAAACCAUAGAAAAGGGUUCAAGAUUUUUUCGCUUUAUGUUUAGGAAAACUUUAAUGUAUGCUAUGCUUGCUUGUCUUUUUCUUUUUUUAAUUGAGAUAUAAUUCAUAUACCAUAAAAUUUCCAUUUUAAAAUGUAUGGUUCAUUGUGUUUUAGUGUGAUCACAAAAUUGUACAACCAUCACCAUUUUAAUCACCCCAAAAAGAAAUACUGUAUCUCCCAAUUCACCAUACCCCCCAUCCCCUGGCAACUACUGAUCUAUUCUCUGUCUUUUUAAAUUUGCCUGUUCUGGACAUUCAUAAAAAUGGAAUCAAUAUAA